UUUGUUCAGAUCUCAAGUUCCAUCGGCGCAUCACCAUGCGGGGCCGUAAAAGAAGAGAAGGGUAUGCAACGAUUGGAAGCUAUGCUGUAUAUUCUGGAUCAGAUUAACGCUGAUAGAGAACUCCUGCCAAACACAACGCUAGGUGCUCUUAUCCUUGAUUCCUGUAGCAGCGAUACAUAUGCUCUGGAUCAAAGCAUGGAGUUCGUCAGAUCGUACAUGAAUCAGGAUAUAUCAGAGUACAAAUGCGAAAACGGCAAGACGCCAACUUACGUUCCUCAUAGGCCGGUGUCAGGCGUAAUAGGCGCCGCUUUCAGCGUGGUCUCCAUCAUGGUCGCCAAUAUCUUACGGCUUUUCAAGAUACCGCAAAUAAGUUACGCAUCCACCAGCACAGAACUCUCGGAUAAAAGCCGAUUCGAGUACUUUAGCAGAGUGGUACCACCCGACAAUUUUCAAGCACAGGCGAUCGUCGAGGUGAUCCAUCUGCUCGGAUGGAAAUAUGUUUCUACGGUUGCAGUGGAAGGCGAGUAUGGCGAGAAGGGCAUCGCCAGUUUCAUUGCCCUUGCGGGUGAAUACAACAUCUGUGUCGCAGUUAGCGAGAAGAUCCUGAGAAAUGCCAGGACCGAAGACUUCGAUAGAAUAAUCGAACGACUGAGCUCGAAGCACAAUGCCAGGGGGGUCAUAAUAUUCGUCGACGAGGAUAACAUAAGUUGCUGUAUGAAACCAGAAAUUUGUAAAUUAUUUUUAGUGGAUGCGGUUUAUGCCAUGGCACACGGUGUUCAUAAUGUCAUCGAGGAAGAGUGCGUAAAUAAUCUGGGCACGUCGCAUUAUCUUUGUGAGACUCUUUCACCAGCACCGGACGGUCCGCGACUUCUCCAGCAUAUUCGCAAUGUCAGUUUCACUGGUCGCCAAAAUACGGAGAUUAAGUUCAACGCCGACGGGGACGCCUACGGAUUUUACAACAUCUACCAGUAUCAAAGAAAGGAAGAGGGUCGCUUCGAUUACAUCCUCAUUGGUGCGUGGAAGGAAGAGCUCUCCCUGGACAUUAAUAUGACACGAUGGGCGACCGGAGUCGGCGAGUUUCACAUUCCACCUAGCAUGUGCAGCGAUAACUGCCCGAUGGGACACAUCCGCAAUUUUGUAGAACCCUGCUGUUGGAGUUGCGUUGCCUGCCGGGAGGAUGCCUACGUGUACAACGACACAUGCAAGAAGUGUUAUCCCGGGUAUGCGCCGAAUGCUACAAUGACGAGCUGUGUGAAGCUCACCGCAGAGGUCAUACCUUGGACAAGUCCUUGGGCGCUGGUACCACUGAUAUUCGCGUCGAUCGGCAUUCUCAGCACCCUCUUCACCACUGUCGUCUUCAUACAAUUUAAUCGUACUCCGGUGAUUAUGGCAUCGGGACGCGAACUAUGUUACGUCCUUCUUGUGGGCAUUCUCUCGUGCUACGGCAUGAGCUUCGUUAUACUGAGCAAGCCGACUACGUGGAAUUGCACAUACCUCAGAAUCGGCCUCGGUCUCUGUCUCAGUAUAUGUUACAGCGCGAUCCUCACCAAGACCAACCGUAUAUCGCGAAUAUUCAACCAGAGCACGAAGAAGAUCAAGAGGCUCUCCUACACAUCGCCCAGGAGCCAAGUGGUAAUCGCUAUCGGGAUUACCGCAGUCCAACUCAUCGGCACUAUCGUAUGGCUGAUGAUUGAACCGCCGGAUACCACAGAGAUUCAUCCGUAUCCGCUGUCCGCGGUGCUGACGUGCCGCGUGUCCACGUUCUCACUGAUGAUGUCUCUCGUUUAUAACAUGUUCCUGAUCUUGAUGUGUACCUUGUACGCGUUCAAGACGCGCAAAAUCCCGGAGGACUUCAACGAGGCCAAGUACAUUGGCUUCACCAUGUAUUCGACAUGCAUCGUCUGGCUAGCCUUCGUGCCCAUCUAUUUCGGCACCAAUAACGAUUACAAGUCGAGCGGACGGCCUACCUUGCAGGUUCAGAUUGCGAGUAUGUGCAUGUGUAUCAAUAUCUCCGCCUCGGUUGCCCUCGGCUGCCUCUUCACCCCCAAGGUCUAUUUGGUGCUGUUCCAGCCUUAUAAGAACGUUCGCCCUGCACAUCCUAACACGGGCGGCUUACAGAGCGGUAAUCGCGGGGCGUACAGCAUGCGUUUUGCCGCUGGUCGCAGCCAGACGAUGCAGAGCGUGACCUCGGGCUCACGUAGCAGCCCCCCGCUACCCCGCGGGGGACCGGGACGUGCGGAUGAGCAGAAGCACGUGAACGAGCAUCGAGCGAGGGUGCGCGAGACCGAGGCGGAGGUGUAUGUCAACGAGGACGAUGACGGCGGCGGCAGCGGCAGCAGAAGCGGCGGCGACGGCAGAAGCGGCAAAGGAAGCGGCGGCUGCGGCGCCGGCGCCGGUGACAGCAGCGACGACGACGACGAAGAGGAGCGCAAGCUGUCAACCGUUCAGGAACUGUCUGAACUCAACGCGGACACCGCCAGUCCGCCGUUAAGUCUGGCGAUGUGCCAAGCGUGCGAGAGGAGUCAGGGCGAGCCGCGCCGCGACUCCGAUCAGCCGAGCGAUCGCGAUGAAGUCGCGAUCAGCAGCAUCUCCGAGAGAGUAGAAGCGCGCGCGAGGAGAGAGGAAUUGUGCCUGAACGAGGAGCAGAUUCUAAGCUACACCGACUCGCCGACCUUCUCCGAAUUCUCUUCGUAGUAUUCGAACAGUCACCUCGAUUCGUGACGGAUUCCCUUCACAGGCCGACCAGCACGAAGGGCCUCGUCUGUUGCGCCGUACUCGACAGCAUUUUAUAAGCGCCAGAUGUUUUGUACAUUCCCAUGAAAUGUGAGUGAUCUGACAACCCUUGCUCAACUCUUUGCACUCGCGUAUCUGUUGUGUAGUUAUAUGAUGCAAUUAUUUACUUAAAUCUGACAAAUACUUUGUUCUUUAAUUAAAUAUUUUUUUUUAAAUUAGGAAGAGAUAAAUUUAAAUAUCAAAAUUCUUGCAUUAACAAAUUUUUUAACGAUGCAGGAAUAUUUUUUAUAAAAUAAAUGUUAUCACAUUUAUUAGACUUUGUGACUCGACAUCAUAAAUAUCUAACUGAAUUUUUAUUGAAAUUUACUCGAAAUUCAGAUAUUUUGUUAUAUUUUAUUAUUAAUGUCAUAACAUAAUUUGCCAAAAUUUUUUUAAUUCAUUAAUUUUCUAAAAUUUUUAUAAUUAUUAUAAAAUUUAUAUUAAAGUAAUUUUUUAAUUCUCAAAAUGCAAUCAAAUAACAGAAAUUCAAUAGUUUUA
This is a messenger RNA of Formica exsecta, 3270 nucleotides long. Its product is annotated as metabotropic glutamate receptor 7-like. Lineage: Eukaryota; Metazoa; Arthropoda; Insecta; Hymenoptera; Formicidae. The annotation marks the transcript as partial. Gene Ontology annotation, biological process: regulation of synaptic transmission, glutamatergic; G protein-coupled glutamate receptor signaling pathway. The transcript is spliced from 14 exons. The record is from RefSeq and is a predicted model, not a curated record. Gene Ontology annotation, cellular component: membrane. Gene Ontology annotation, molecular function: adenylate cyclase inhibiting G protein-coupled glutamate receptor activity.